GAGGAAUCCUGGGCAGCGUGCCGCUCCUGCCCGCAGGCAGGCGAGCCCUGUAUAUAAAGCGAGGGGUGCCCCGCUGGGCUGCCGCAGUUUGCCGCUCUCGGCACCUCGCCGGCUCCCUCCGCUUCUGUUCCUGCCUAUCGGCGUCCGGUUUCUCUGCUCCGGGGCAGGACAGCGAGGCGGGCGGGGCUCAUGGCGUCCAACUACGUGGACACCGCGGCGGAGGAGGGCAGGUACCGCGGCGGAGGAGGGCACCACCACAGCACCACGCCCACCGGCGCGGCCGCGGCGUCGCCGAAGUACCUGCGGAGGAGCUGGUCGUCCGCGUCCUCCGCCCACGGCCACGGCCACGGCGCCGCGCCCAAGUGCGUCUGCGCGCCGGCCACGCACGCGGGGUCGUUCAAGUGCCGCCUCCACCGCGCCGCCAGCUCCCACGGCCACGGCCACGGCCACCCGGCGUCCCCUCCCUCCCCGGCCGCCGCCACCACCUCCGCCGCGCCGCCGCCCGCCGUGCCGCCGCCGUCCUCCCGCACCGUCGCGGCGCAGUGACGGCGCCCACCCGUCUCUCUGGACUCCGGAACCAAGAACCGCCGCCCGGCAGCAAGAAGAGGAGGGAAGAGAGCAAAGGGGAAAGAACGUAGCCUCUCUGUGUUAUGUGACGCAAGAAAGGGCGCUUAUUUGUUCCUCCCUUCAUCUUGAUGCCAUUGGCGAAAAUUCUCAUUUCCUUUUCUGAUUUU
Molecule: messenger RNA, 734 nt
Organism: Panicum virgatum (switchgrass)
Lineage: Eukaryota; Viridiplantae; Streptophyta; Magnoliopsida; Poales; Poaceae
Product: SKI family transcriptional corepressor 2-like
Exons: 2
Coding region: 190-546 (118 amino acids)
Source: RefSeq, a predicted model, not a curated record